AUGCUCUCCGGGCUAUUAAAGUAUGACUUUAAAAUGUUUACAUAUUACAGAAAAUUACCAAUUAAGUCUAAAAAUGAUGUUUUUAGUUCUGAUCCAUCAAAAACUGUCAAAAGAUUAAAAAUUUCUGACCCUUGUGCUAUGAAUAUUUCUAAAAUGAUGGAAAAUACCAGCAGCAAAGCUCUUGACAAUAUUUCCACAGAUGACAGUUAUGCAUAUAGUAUCUUCUUUUUGAUUAGAGAUGGUAUUGGACUAGGAAACAUCAAUAUAUCCUCUUGGAUAUGUAGUAUUAGAGAAACAAGCACAGAGCUGGAGCCAGUAGGAUUUGUUUUUACAAUCCUAGGAGAAGUGCUUAAGCUUUAUACCUCAUGCCUGAAUCAUUUUCUCGUGAUCACCGUUAUUAUUUAUUUUAUGUGUGAACUCAAAAGGGUAUGGAGUGAUGAUGGAGUGAGGUUCAACAUACCAUUCCAACUUUUCUGUGUUUUUGAAUUCGUUAAACUGUUUCUAUCGAUGCUAUCUUUUAGCAUUCUUUUCUAUAGUAGUUAUAGACCUAAUAUUACAACAAUUAAUACAUUGAAAAAAGCAGUUACAAACCUCCCAAUCGUAGUUAUGCUGGCUGAUGCAUGCUUUGUGAUAUUAAUCAAUAGGAACAUCCAAUACUUUUUCUUUAAAAAGGAUAGAAAGAUCCUUGAUCUAAAGUAUGUAUCCGCUAUAAUAAAAUCUAUCCCUCUCUUGAUUUAUUCUACCACGCUAAUAACUUUCGCAUUUAUUACGUGGGACAUGCCAAUCGUAGAAUUCAAGGUUUACGGCUCUAUGCUGGCAAUAGCUAUUGGCGCAUGCGUUAAUUUUAUCAUCACAUUGCUGUUUUUAAUGCAGAUCAAUUACCAUCAAUAUUUAAAGAGGACCACCGCUGUGCUUGUAUGA
Messenger RNA from Vittaforma corneae ATCC 50505, 921 nucleotides. RefSeq lists its product as uncharacterized. The transcript has a single exon. The coding region runs from base 1 to 921 and encodes 306 amino acids. Lineage: Eukaryota; Fungi; Microsporidia; Nosematidae. The record is from RefSeq and is a predicted model, not a curated record.